Messenger RNA from Orcinus orca (killer whale), 1244 nucleotides. Its product is annotated as heterogeneous nuclear ribonucleoprotein A1-like. The transcript has a single exon. The record is from RefSeq and is a predicted model, not a curated record. Gene Ontology annotation, molecular function: nucleic acid binding. NCBI's taxonomy places the organism in Eukaryota, Metazoa, Chordata, Mammalia, Artiodactyla, Delphinidae. Bases 19 to 510 code for a protein of 163 amino acids.
AUUGAAGUGAUUGAAAUCAUGACUGAUCGAGGCAGUGGCAAAAAGAGAGGCUUUGCUUUCGUAACCUUUGAUGACCAUGACUCUGUAGACAAGAUUGUCAUUCAGAAAUACCACACUGUGAAUAGCCACAACUGUGAAGUAAGGAAAGCCCUAUCUAAGCAAGAGAUGGCUAGUGCCUCAUCCAGCCAAAGAGGUCGAAGUGGUUCUGGAAACUUUGGUGGUGGUCGUGGAGGUGGUUUUGGUGGGAAUGGCAGCUUUGGUCAUGGAGGAAACUUCAGUGGUCGAGGUGGCUUUGUUGGCAGCCCUGGUAGCGGUGGAUAUGGUGGCAAUGGGGAUGGCUAUAAUGGGUUUGGUAAUGACGGAAGCAAUUUUGGAGGUGGUGGAAGCUACAAUGAUUCUGGCAGUUACAACAAUCAAUCUUCAAAUUUUGGACCCAUGAAAGGAGGAAACUUUGGAGGCAGAAGUUCUGGCCCCUAUGGUGGUGGAGGCCAAUACUUUGCCAAACCCUGAAACCGAGGUGGCUGUGGUGGUUUCAGCAGCAGCAGUAGCUGUGGCAGUGGCAGAAGGUUUUGAUUACUGCCAGGAAACAAAGCUUAGCAGGAGAGGGGAGCCAGAGAAGUGACAGGGAAGCUACAGGUUACAACAGAUUUGUGAACUCAGCCAAGCACAGUGGUGGCAGGGCCUAGCUGCUACAAAGAAGACAUGUUUUAGACAAUACUCACGUGUAUGGGCAAAAAGACUCGAGGACUGUAUUUGUGACUAACUGUAUAACAGGUUAUUUUAGUUUCUGUUCUGUGGAAAGUGUAAAGCAUUCCAACAAAGGAUUUUAAUGUAGAUUUUUUUUUUUUGCACCCAUGCUGUUGAUUGCUAAAUGUAAUAGUCUGAUCAUGACACUGAAUAAAUGUGUCUUUUUUUAAAAUGUGCUGUGUAAAGUUAGUCUACUCUGAAGCCAUUUUGGUAAACUACCCCAACAGUGUGAAGUUAGUAUUCCUUCAGGGUGAUGCCAGGUUCCAUUCAAAAUUUAUUUACAGCCUGCUUUGGUGGAGAAGGUACUGUCUUCUGAAACCUUGGUGUAGUUGAACUGACAGUUACUGCAUUGUGACCUGGAGUUCACCGUGAAAAGGGUCACCCAAGCCAAGUCAUGGAGUUUUUUGGUUAUUAAUAUAUGAUUGGUGGCACAUCCUAUGCAAUAUAUCUAAAUUGGAUUACGGUACCAGAUAUAGAUGGGAAUGAAGCUUGUGUAU